This is a messenger RNA of Gloeophyllum trabeum ATCC 11539, 1962 nucleotides long. RefSeq lists its product as uncharacterized. NCBI's taxonomy places the organism in Eukaryota, Fungi, Basidiomycota, Agaricomycetes, Gloeophyllales, Gloeophyllaceae. The transcript has 3 exons. The record is from RefSeq and is a predicted model, not a curated record. Bases 13 to 1962 code for a protein of 649 amino acids.
AGCUCGUCUGCCAUGGCCCUUUUCACCAUCCAGAGCCCGUUUGCAUCCAACCCUAUCAAAACCAAAGACGACGUGAGGGCCUACCUCGUCGGCUUGCUAGACCCUCUCGCGCCACACACCUCCCCUGGAGGGGCGCGGGUGCACCUCGGAUACACGGGCACCCACUACGAUGACAUUGCAGCCCAGCUCGAAGGGUUUUCCCGACCGAUAUGGGGUCUAGCGUCGUUGCUCGCCGGCGGGGGCGAGUACGCGGGCACGCACAGGUGGGUGAAGGGGUUCGAGAGCGGCACGGACCCGAACGGCGAUGAGUUCUGGGGGUACAUGAGAGACAAGGACCAGCGGAUGGUAGAGUGCAGCGCAAUUGGGUUCGCUCUCGCUGUUGCCAAGGACAGACUGUGGGACCCGCUCUCCGAACAGGCGAAGAACAACUUUGCCAAAUGGCUGGCGAGCAUGAACGACAAGGAGAUGCCGAACACGAACUGGCUUUGGUUUAGGGUAUUUGCGAACCUCGGAUUAACCAAGGUCGGCCACCCACUAGGGUCCAAGGAACGCAUGAAGAAGGAUCUCGACCACCUCGACACUUUCUACAUCGGCGACGGCUGGUCGCGAGACGGGCCGGAGGGUGUAGUCCAGUUGGACUAUUACUCCUCGUCCUUCGCCAUUCAGUUUGCCCAGCUAGCCUACUCCAAGCUCGCCCAGGAUGACGAUCCCGAGCGGUGCGAAGAAUUCCGUAAUAGGGCCAGAAAAUUCGCCUUUGACUUUGUUCACUAUUUCGACGAAGAAGGCCGCGGCAUACCUUUCGGCCGUUCGCUCACGUAUCGUGCGGCGAUGUCAUCGUUCUGGGGCGCUCUCGCCUUCGCCGACGUCGAACUACCCGCCCCGCUCACAUGGGGCGCAAUCAAGGGCCUGCAGCUGCGCAACCUACGCUACUGGGCUAAACAGCCCGGUGCGUACUACCCGGACGGCACGAUGACAAUCGGCUAUUGCUACCCGAACCAUAACAUGACCGAAAACUACAACUCCCCCGGCUCCCCGUACUGGUUCUGCAAGGCGUUCGCCGUCCUCGCUCUGCCCGAGAGCCACCCGUUCUGGGCGGCACAGGAGGAGCCGUACCCGGCGGCGCUGAGGAACACGGUCAAGUUCCUCGAGAAGCCGCUACACAUCGCAUCGAACCUCGGCGGGCACACGUUCCUGCUCAGCUCGGGGCAGCAGUGCUCGUACCCGGUCAAGCAGAGCGCGGCGAAAUAUGGGAAGCUGGCGUACUCAUCGGCGUUUGGAUACUCCGUCCCGGUAGGUUCGCUCACUCUCGAGGAGCUCGGCGGGGACAACACGCUUGCUCUCUCCGACGAUGCGGGCGAAGUGUGGAAAUGCCGCCGCGAGACAAAAGAGGCGCGGGUCGAGUGGGAGGGCUCAGGGGAGGGACGCAAGGGAAAGUGGCUCAGGAGCAUGUGGUACCCCUGGAAAGGGGUCGAGAUUGAGACGUGGCUCGUCCCACCGCAACCCGACACGCCGCUCUGGCAUCUUCGUGUCCACAGGAUCAAGUCAGAUAGGAAGCUGUGGAGCGCUGAGGGCGGCUUUGCGAUCUACGGUCAGGGGAAGGACGGGCGUGCGCUGGAGCCUUCGACGGGCGAGAACUUUGGUACGUUAGAAAGAGGAAGCGAAGCGCGUGCCGCGUCGAGAGCUGGUGUCAGUGGGAUCGCCGAGCUCGGUAACGGUGGCAGUAGCUCACGCAAAGGCAAAGCGAUGAGGACGGAUGCCAAUACUAAUCUCAUGGUUCCACGUGCGGUUCUGCCCACGUUGAUGGACGAACAUGGGCCGACAGGUGACAAGAGUAUCUGGUUUGUGACUGCAGUAUAUGGUCUUCCUGCCAUCGGUGAUGAAGAAGGCGCUAAGCCUGGAUGGGAGCACGAUUGGAAUAAACGGCCCAUAGUCCCGGGGGAACUGCUCCAAUUGAUGCUCUGA